UCGGGCGCGAGUUCCGCCGCGGGCUCGUCGGCCCCUCGGAGGCGGCGGGACGGGAUCCCGGCGGUCGGACCCACGGCGCGCCCCGAAGAGCAGGGCAGAUGGACACCUUCAGCACCAAGAGCCUGGCCCUGCAGGCCCAGAAGAAGCUCCUGAGCAAGGUGGCGUCCAAGGCGACAGUGGCUGUGUUCAUUGAUGACACGAGCAGCGAGGUGCUAGAUGAACUGUACCGCGCCACCAAGGAGUUCACCCGCAGCCGCAAGGAGGCCCAGAAGGUGCUCAAGAACCUGAUCAAGGUGGCAGUGAAGCUGGGCGUCCUGCUCCGCAGCGGGCAGCUGGGCGGCGAGGAGCUGGGGCUCCUGCAGCGCUUCCGCCAGCGGGCGCGCCGCCUGGCCAUGACGGCCGUCAGCUUCCACCAGGUGGCCUUCACCUUCGACAGGCGUGUGCUGGCCACCGCCCUCCUCGAGUGCCGGGACCUGCUGCACCAGGCCGUGGGCCCGCACCUCACCGCCAAGUCCCAUGGCCGCAUCAACCAUGUCUUCGGCCACUUUGCCAACUGUGACUUCCUGGCCGCGCUCUACGGCCCCGCCGAGCCCUACUGCUCGCACCUGCGCCGCAUCUGCGAGGGGCUCACCCGCAUGCUGGAUGAGGACAGCAUAUGACCCGUCCCCGGGCUUCCUGCUGGGGUUGGGGAUUUGUGGGCUUAUUAUUUUUUUAUGACCUCUUUCAUCCCCAGUCUGAUUCUAGCCAAACUC
Messenger RNA from Miniopterus natalensis, 752 nucleotides. It is a transcript of the gene TIPE1, whose product is annotated as TNF alpha induced protein 8 like 1. Gene Ontology annotation, biological process: regulation of apoptotic process; negative regulation of TOR signaling. Gene Ontology annotation, cellular component: cytoplasm. The record is from RefSeq and is a predicted model, not a curated record. NCBI's taxonomy places the organism in Eukaryota, Metazoa, Chordata, Mammalia, Chiroptera, Miniopteridae.